Messenger RNA from Helobdella robusta, 1479 nucleotides. RefSeq lists its product as hypothetical. The record is from RefSeq and is a predicted model, not a curated record. Bases 1 to 1479 code for a protein of 492 amino acids. Lineage: Eukaryota; Metazoa; Annelida; Clitellata; Rhynchobdellida; Glossiphoniidae. The transcript has 3 exons.
AUGACUGCUUACAUAGCGAUCAAAACGAAGAAACUCAUCGGAGCGACAAAAGGUAAGAAGGGAAAAAAGGAGGGAAAGUCGGAAAAAGAAGCGACAAAUUCGACGAGAGCAUCCAACGGCGGUAUCAGUAGCAGCAGCAGCAGCAGCAACCACGCCGAGACCCUUACAUCCCAACCUGGCCACCCGAACUUCCUGAUGGUACCAGGAUGGCACCUCAGAAGACAGAAACAACUCUACAGCAAAUAUAACAAAAGCGUUGACAGCUUAUCCAGACCAAACCUCUCCACUUCAACGUUCUCUCUUGAGAUACCAGAAAACUUCCAGAAAGCCGCGAGUAAUGAAUAUUUAAGUUCUCGUUCUGAUUUCAAUUGCAAAGUGAACAAACGUGAAGGAGAAACCGCUGAUGAAGAUGAAUUUUCGAUAGACCCGACGGUGCUGGAGCGAUUGAGAUUAAAAGCAAAAUACUGCUUGGAAAAAACAUUUUCGACUCCAUCAGGAUCGGAAAGCAGAAGUGCAAACGGUGAUAACAACAACAGGAAGGUGAUAACAUCAAUCAAUGUGGAGGGUAGAUCUUUUCCCUCCGAUCAGAUCAGACCGCUCCCAAAAAUACCAGCGUCUAAACAGUUUCAAGAAACAACAUAUACGAGGAAGUUUUCUAAGUCACCGCUGUUCAGACGUCCUCAGGCAACACCCGUCCUCAGACAACGUUUCAAUGCAAGAACCGAAGACAACAACGAAGGAGAUCACGUAUGCCAAGUGCUCGAGUCAGAAAGUUAUUCACAACCUAUCAGAUUGUUGGAGUCUAUUAACUACAUGUACGAACGAACGUCUUUUGUUAGCGAGCCAGAGGAUAAACCUCAAAUUCUUGAUAUUCCUGUCCCAACAGCAGACUUUUUGAAUAAAAAUAAAACACCUUAUGACCUAAUGAGUAGAACAGAAAAUGAUUUAAAAACUGAAACUGCUGCUAAACCAGCUUACACCGACCCCAUCAAAGUGUUGUACAACCAAAUGAUAUCAAACCUAUCAAAAGAAGAAAGGAACUCAACAAAUGACCAAGCGUUCGAAGACGACGAUGACCAUCUUUACGAGGAAAUAAAUCUCUCUUCUAGAUCCUGGUUUCAGAUGCUGAAAGAUAAAUUCGACAAGUACGUAGGAGGAACUGGCGGUGAUCCAGAAUGCAUAUCCGUGUCUUCUCCAACUAAAUCUGAUUUCGUGUUUCUUUCCGGUUCCGCUAUUGACGAUGAGCAAAAUGUUGAAUUCGGUAAAAUGAGAAACGCGAUUGGUAAGGCUAUCAGGAAAAGUUUGGCGAUGGGUAACAACCUUGAGAAAAUUCAUGAAGAAAUAUCGCCAUCUUUGUUUUUGAAGGGAGAAAAUGAAGUUUCCGAUAAACCUGAUUAUGAGAAUUUGCCGUUUAUAAUUGCAAAUCAACAAAAUGGAAGCGAGACAUCAUCGGAAAAUGGAAAAAUUGAACUAAAUUAA